CAAGUCAGCCACAUCCGGGGAGCAGGGGCUGGAGGAACGAAAAGGUAACUUCCAGAGGCUCUUUACCAGAGAGCCCCGGCGAAGCGCAAGCCCGCCUCCUGCCGACCUCCUGUGUCUCGGGGAAGACGUGACCCAACUCCCCGCAGACCUCCGGCGUCUCGGAAGCCGCUUCCCCGCAGCGAUUCCAACGAAGACCGGCAACUCACGCGCGCCCGCGACUCGCAGUCGCCGCGCAUAUACGUCACUCGCGUCGCAGCCAAUCGGCGCGCGGCAGGUCACCUCUCCGCCCAGGGCGCGCAGCCCCUCCUGCGCCGGGCCCAGGUCGAGAGCGCCCGCCAGCUGCUACCGCGCUCGCGCAGGCGCAGUAGCCAGCCGAAGAGCCGCAGCGGGGGGACAAGAGAGGAUCUGCCGCCGCUGGCCCCAGGAUGGUACUGGAGAGCGUGGCCCGCAUCGUGAAGGUACAACUCCCUGCCUAUCUUAAACAGCUCCCAGUCCCGGAGAGCAUUACGGGGUUCGCCCGGCUCACAGUUUCAGAAUGGCUUCGCUUGCUGCCUUUCCUUGGUGUACUCGCCCUCCUUGGCUACCUUGCAGUUCGUCCAUUUCUCCAGAAGAAAAAACAGCAGAAGGAUAGUUUGAUUAAUCUUAAAAUACAGAAGGAAAAUCCCAAAGUGGUGAAUGAAAUAAACAUUGAAGAUUUGUGUCUUACGAAAGCAGCUUAUUGUAGGUGUUGGCGUUCUAAGACGUUUCCUGCCUGUGAUGGUUCCCAUAAUAAGCAUAAUGAAUUGACAGGAGAUAAUGUGGGUCCACUUAUAUUGAAGAAGAAAGAAGUAUAACAUUAAUGACUUAGCAUUGGUCCAGUGUGUGCUUUAAAAUAUUUCUCAUUCUUUGUGUAUAGAAAAUUCUUUGAAAUGGUGUCUUAAUUAUUAUUACUAGUUGAAUAAUUAUUUCUGCCAAUUUAUUUUCUUGCUACACUGCUGCUUAUAUUUGAUACUUUUGUAUAGUCAGUCAUUUAUAUAGUAAUUGUGGAGCUUUCUGAUUUCAGAGAAUCAGUGUAUCUUCCACCAAUAAAAUCAAUAUUUCUUUUUUAGUUAAUUGGGGGUCUAAAUUUUGGCAAUGGGUCCGAGCUGUACCAUUGAAUAUUCAUUCAAGAUAAUAUAUACUUCACAAAUAUUUUUCAUACUGGUUUUGUUUUGACCAUUUGCAGUGGUUUGGCCUUCCAUACUUCAUUCUCUUCUUGGUGAAUUAAGAAAAAUAUUGCCAUCAAGAAUUUUUGAGGUUACAGAAAAAAUUCUUUGUGUUCUAGAGAUUCUUGUUUCAAUAAUCUAAAUAUCUCAAUUUCAGAAAAAGUAAACUGGAUAUAAAAAGU
Perognathus longimembris pacificus (Pacific pocket mouse) is the source of this 1366-nucleotide messenger RNA. It is a transcript of the gene Cisd2, whose product is annotated as CDGSH iron sulfur domain 2. Gene Ontology annotation, molecular function: 2 iron, 2 sulfur cluster binding. NCBI's taxonomy places the organism in Eukaryota, Metazoa, Chordata, Mammalia, Rodentia, Heteromyidae. The record is from RefSeq and is a predicted model, not a curated record. Bases 426 to 833 code for a protein of 135 amino acids. Gene Ontology annotation, biological process: regulation of autophagy; autophagy of mitochondrion. Gene Ontology annotation, cellular component: intracellular membrane-bounded organelle; mitochondrial outer membrane. The transcript has 3 exons.